Molecule: messenger RNA, 435 nt
Organism: Ostreobium quekettii
Lineage: Eukaryota; Viridiplantae; Chlorophyta; Ulvophyceae; Bryopsidales; Ostreobiaceae
Source: the annotation of a GenBank genome assembly
AUGCCUGCGCAUUGGGACAGGGCAACUUUCACAGUGGUCUUCAGUAUCUAUGAGAAAGAUAGAACUGCUUCGAAGAAAAGCUCAGGGAAGGCGGGGUGUUGCAGCUGCGAAAAUGCUAGUAAUGCUGCCUGUGGCAACUCUGCCACUGCCAGUUGGAUGCUGGGAUUCAUGUUCUGUGUCCAUUUGGUGCCCUUGUUACAAGCUCUCAAGAUUAUGUUCCUGUUGAGAGUUACUGUUGUGGAGAGCUGCGGGAUGUUGUUCCUGUUCUGUUUCUGUGAACCACUGGCAGCAAACCAACCGAAAGCCAUGAGGAGGCUAACUUGCGAGUUUCUGUACGUACUGUGGUCGAGGAACCUUAUCCUGUGUCUGCUUUACCAAGCCAGGGACAGAGCAGGAAGAGAGGAGAUGAUUGGCUGGCUGGGCGCCGAGUACUAG